This is a messenger RNA of Episyrphus balteatus (marmalade hoverfly), 4669 nucleotides long. RefSeq names its product POU domain, class 6, transcription factor 2 (gene pdm3). Lineage: Eukaryota; Metazoa; Arthropoda; Insecta; Diptera; Syrphidae. The transcript has 12 exons. The record is from RefSeq and is a predicted model, not a curated record. Gene Ontology annotation, biological process: regulation of transcription by RNA polymerase II. The coding region runs from base 693 to 3908 and encodes 1071 amino acids. Gene Ontology annotation, molecular function: DNA-binding transcription factor activity, RNA polymerase II-specific; RNA polymerase II cis-regulatory region sequence-specific DNA binding.
GAUGGUGUCAUGUGUGUGCCUAUACAAUACAAAUGUAGAUUCGGAAUGGCCCACCAGCCACCGCACAUCAUUUCUCUCUUUGCAAAUUUGCUGGUCUUCCUCUGCUGGAUUCUUGGGGCUCCAAAUUUUGUGUGCGCUUUUGCUAUGACUUGCUGCUUGCCUGCUGCUGCUUGCUGCACAAACUGAGUCGGUUGAGACCGAACCACUUUCUGCGUCGCAUACAUACAAAUGGUUAUUAUUAUUUCUGUGGGGUCUACCGUUCGUUAAGGCAUCAUCCGACAGUCAGUUUACGAGGCUUCGCCAUAAAGAACGGUUGGGGUGUCGAUGUUAAGUUGUUUAAUUGCGGUUUUAAUUAUGUAUCGUCAAUAAUUAAUAAUUAUAUAGUUAAUAAUUAAUAUACAGUACCUAAAUGAAUUGAUAUAAAUUUGUGCAGUGUAAAACUUCGUAUAAUGUUCUUUUAAUUAAUAAAAACAGUUAAAAACAAAAAGUGUAAAUACGAUUACAAAACAGUGAAAAUAACAUAUUGUAACAAAAAUUUUAAAAAAAUAUUUUGGGAAUUUAAAUAGCAAAAUAUAUGAUAAAUGAAUGAAAUUUGUACUGUAGGUAAGAGGUACAACUAUAUUUGUACAGGAUUAUAAUCAAUUUCGUAUUCACAAUUUUGAGAUAACGACCAAUCGAAAUGAUAAAAUAACAUGGCGGAGGGUGUCGAAGAAACAGAGAGCAGUAGUCAUCAAAGCAAAGCUGAUACUCCAACUAUGUUAGGAACUGUUCUUCCCUGUGAAGCAACAAUUACCGCAUCAUUAGGUGGUAUUAAACGUGAAUUUGACCCAUCUCCUAUAGCACCACUUGGCGGCAUCAGUUCCGGAGGAGGAAUAGUUCCAGUUUCACGUUUGCCAACUCCAUCACCAUCAUCUCCACCUUCACAAUUAACACCCACCGCAACGACAACGGCAGCGGUAAGUUUAAUUGCUGCUACUAAACGUCCAGUACCGAAACUAUCAUCUGCCUCAUCUACAUCGUCUACAUCUUCGUCCUUAUCCUCGUCAUCAUCAUCGUCGUCCUCCUCAUCAUCAUCAUCAUCUUCGUCAAUAUCUUCAUCAGCGGCUACAACAGCAACCACUGCAGCUAUAUCGUCGGUGACUGGGGUAACGGUUAACAAAUCACCAUCACCGUUUCCAUCGUUGUCAUCGUCACCGCCAGAGGCCAACAAUAGUCAACCUAACCUGCAACAGCAACAACAAGAAAGCCAACAACAGCACCAGCAAAAAUAUCACUCUCUAAAUUUAAAAGCUGAGGAUUACGAUAAAGAAAUGACAAUUCAGAAAACAACAUCACCCGCCACCAAUCACUCACUGAAAGACAUAGAUUUUUAUAAAAAUUUCACAAACAAUAUGUCAACUGCAUCAACUGGAAAUAUAGAAGGUUUAUCACCAACCCAUGACCAAACCGAUGCUUCAACAUUAGCAGCGGCGGCUGCGGCAGCUCAUGCACAUCUCAAUGGAACUAUGCAAGACAUGAUAAAUUUGCAAAAGUUACAAAAUUUUGCAACCCUGCAACAUCAACAUCAUCAGCAGCAGCAACAACAACAACAACAGCAGCAACACAACCACCAUCACCAGCAAUCGAAUUCGCCGGUUGUAGUUCCUCCAGUUGCUGCGGCACUUGCCAGCCUUCGGGGAUUAGCUGGUAUCUCGUCUGCAGUAGCUUUAAAUUCACCUUUGAAUUUGAGCAUAGGCUCAACAACAUCAGCAGUCGCAUCAGCAGCAGCAAAUUUAUCAUCAUCAACUGGUUCGACUAACAGUAUCAAUACUAAUAAACCCCAUGGUUCACUUGGAUCAACUUCUACAUCGUCGUCAUCAUCAUCGCUGCCAGUUUCGUCAUUAUCUAUAUCUACAUCCGGUCGGACAGCAACAUCACCAUCCCCUGGUGGUGAAACUAUAGCUGGAGUGGGAACAUCACCUGUGGCCAGUAAUUUAAUUGCAGGUGGUUGUAGUCCGCCAGGUGCUGGUACACAAAUGCCACAAUUAAUUUUGGCAUCAGGACAAUUAGUUCAAGGUGUUCAGGGGGCGCAAUUGCUUAUACCUACAGAGCAAGGAGUUGCUGUGCAAACAAUCCUAACCAUCCCCGUGAGUCAACAAAUUAAUACCAACGAACAAUUUGGACAGAAUUUUGGUAGUGGAACAUUUGCUACACCCUUGCCCCCACUUCCCCCCACCCAAAGUCUUCUUAAAAGUAAUCUAUUUUCGAAUGGAGUUCAGCAGCUAUUAGCUGCUCUUCACCCGGAGUUGUUUGCAGCAGCUGCUGCCAACCACCUAGCGACCGCAGCAGACGUUCACCAUCAUCACCAACAAGCAGCUGCGGCGGCAGCCGCUGCAGCUGCAGCUAAAUCCUUUCACAUGCAGCAGAUCAAACAGGAACAACAGCGUGAUCAACAAUCACAGGCCCAUCGUGCGGGUCACACGUUGCAGCAUCUGCAUCACCACCACCAACAACUUCAAUCGACUGACAAUCAUCACCUUUCGCCAAAGUUAGAAGCAACUUCCAUCAGCUCGCGACAUUCGCCAUCGCCGCCACUUCGUCACUUCAGUUCAUCAUCGCCAUGCCGAAGGUCGCCUUCAAUGUCACCACAACCACCAGCUGGAAGCUCCCAAGCAAGCAUGCCUCUUCACCUCAAACAAAGUCCUAAACGCGAUUGCCCGUCAGGAAUUAAUCUGAGUAAUCAGCAACAGACUGAGAAAUCAUCCAUGUCCCCUGUUCUAAUGGCUCUGAGUAGCGGUGGCAAUGGCAACAACUGUGCAUCAUCGAGUAAUCAUUAUUCGUCCUCACCACUGAGCUCGCAGUUGUUUCGAAGUCACUCUCCUGCUGGCAGUCAACAUCUAACUUCAAUGUCCACUCCAUCGCCAUCUAAUAUUCAACAUCAGUCACGAGAACAGCAGCAGCGAGAGCAGCAGCAAGCGUCUGCGUCCAGUGUACUUAGUAGCAUCAAUAGACUUACAUCAACCAAUGGCGAAUUAACGAUAACCAAAUCCCAUGGUCCAAGUACAACCCAAUCGUCUUCACUAUCCCCUCCACACCAUCAGUCGUCGUCAUCGUUGACGUCGCAGUCUCAAUCGCAACAUCAUCAACAGCAACCGAACUCUCAUCAUCCGUUGCAUGUUGGUGGCAGUGGAGGUCACCAUCACCAUAUACAUCCUGGAGGGAAUUCAUUAAAAAUGAGUCCUUCAUCAUCGACGUCAGUGGGAAUGCCACAACAGCAACAAAUCUCACCGAAUGGAACCGAUGGGUCGGGCACAGAUUUGCUGGUAGAUUCACCACAUGAACAAACCAUCAAUCAAGCGACCAGCAAUGUUGUAGAUGGCAUUGAUUUGGAUGAGAUUAAAGAAUUUGCGAAAGCAUUUAAACUGCGGAGGUUGUCAUUGGGCCUAACACAAACACAGGUUGGUCAGGCACUUUCGGUGACUGAAGGUCCCGCGUAUAGUCAAAGUGCCAUAUGCAGCGCCCUAGCCGCCCAGAUGUAUGCUGCACAAUUAUCAUCUCAACAACAAAAUAUGUUUGAAAAACUGGACAUAACUCCAAAGAGUGCCCAAAAAAUUAAGCCCGUCCUAGAGCGAUGGAUGAAGGAAGCUGAAGAAAGUCACUGGAACCGGUACAAAACUGGUCAAAACCAUUUAACAGAUUAUAUAGGUGUUGAACCAUCUAAGAAAAGAAAAAGAAGGACUUCAUUUACACCCCAAGCUUUAGAACUGCUGAAUGCACAUUUUGAAAGAAAUACACAUCCAUCAGGAACCGAAAUCACUGGCCUCGCCCAUCAGCUUGGAUACGAGCGUGAAGUUAUUCGAAUAUGGUUUUGUAAUAAACGACAAGCUCUUAAAAAUACAGUUCGAAUGAUGUCUAAAGGAAUGGUGUGAAUUUUGAAUUAAAAUUAUUUCACAAAAUUUUGUCACCAGCACUUUGUAGAUUAUUGACAAAAAGUUGCAUACGAAAAUCUUUUAGCAAUUUAUUUGAUUGUUACAAUUCGUAAUUAUUUUUUUCUUAAAUUAAUUUUUCUUUGUGUAAAUUGUGAUAAUUACCUAAAAGAAUCAGAUUUAUGUAUACGAUCGAAUUUAAGUGGUCUUUAACAUUCCUAUUAUAAGUUUCUUGUUUAUUUUUUUAUUACUCGUAAUAUGCAUAACAUUUUGAUUGAGUUUAUAAUUGACCCAUAAAAUUGUAUAUAACAUAAGACAAAGCCAUAAAUAUUUAAUGUUAAGAAAAAUUACAUGAAGUUAAACUUCUUUUAUGAUAGUUUAAUUUUUGUUGUACAAUAUUAUUUCAAGACCCGUGCCAUUCUCAGAAAUAAAAAAAUAUUCAGUUGCAGAAUUGAUUAACAAUUUAAAAAUAUUUAGUGUAUGUCUCUGUGUAUAUAAAUAUUAGAAAAAGCAAUGCAAUUGUGAACUAAAAACAUACACAUAUUGAAUUAUAAAAAAAAAUCCGCCUAUUUGGUUAGAAUGUAAUGAAGGUUUUUUAAUUAAAAACUUGAAAAUGAAUGUCGAAAUUAACAUUUUCAAAUGUAUCUAUAAAUUGAUGUUCGUAAUAAACAAAAAGGAUAGAUUUAGAUAUUAUAGAUAUGUAAAACAUGUAAAAUAACAAUAAUUUAUGAAUUUUAAUUUAAAAACUCAAAUAUGCGAGGAAA